Messenger RNA from Tupaia belangeri chinensis (Chinese tree shrew), 2718 nucleotides. RefSeq names its product ribosomal protein S6 kinase A6 (gene RPS6KA6). The record is from RefSeq and is a predicted model, not a curated record. Bases 228 to 2417 code for a protein of 729 amino acids. Gene Ontology annotation, molecular function: protein serine/threonine kinase activity; magnesium ion binding; ATP binding. The transcript has 23 exons. Lineage: Eukaryota; Metazoa; Chordata; Mammalia; Scandentia; Tupaiidae. Gene Ontology annotation, biological process: protein phosphorylation; intracellular signal transduction.
UCUUCACUUUCGGACCCGAAGCGGGACUGGGGGGCGCGCCGGCCUCCGCGUGUCCCUAUUUCUCCUCCCCUCCUGGUUUGCUCGCUCAUUGAGAACUCUUUGGCGGCCAGCUGCGGACUCCAGCUCGCUGUGGAACCCCGUGCGCUUUAGGAACCCAGCGCAACAAAAGCACAGCAAGGUGACUGAGUAAUUCUGGGGACAUUUGCAUAGGGGUAAAUGGUCUUAAAAUGGUUGAUGAGCCAAUGGAAGAAGAAGCAGAUUCUUGCCAUGAUGAAGGAGUUGUUAAAGAAAUCCCCAUUACUCAUCAUGUUAAGGAAGGAUAUGAGAAAGCAGAUCCUGCUCAGUUUGAAUUGCUCAAGGUUCUUGGUCAGGGAUCAUUUGGCAAGGUUUUUCUUGUGAGAAAGAAGACUGGUCCUGAUGCUGGGCAACUGUAUGCAAUGAAGGUGUUAAAAAAAGCUUCUUUAAAAGUUAGAGACAGAGUUCGGACAAAGAUGGAGAGGGAUAUACUGGUGGAAGUAAAUCAUCCGUUUAUUGUCAAAUUGCACUAUGCCUUUCAGACUGAAGGGAAGCUGUAUUUAAUACUGGAUUUUCUCAGGGGAGGCGAUGUUUUCACAAGAUUGUCCAAAGAGGUUCUAUUUACAGAGGAAGAUGUGAAAUUCUACCUUGCAGAGCUGGCCCUUGCUUUGGAUCAUCUGCACCGAUUAGGAAUAGUAUAUAGAGACCUAAAGCCAGAAAACAUUUUGCUUGAUGAAAUAGGACAUAUCAAGUUAACAGAUUUUGGACUCAGCAAGGAGUCAGUAGAUCAAGAAAAGAAAGCCUACUCAUUUUGUGGUACAGUUGAGUAUAUGGCUCCUGAAGUCGUAAAUAGAAGAGGCAAUUCUCAGAGUGCUGAUUGGUGGUCAUAUGGUGUACUUAUGUUUGAAAUGCUUACUGGUACUCUGCCAUUUCAAGGUAAAGACCGAAAUGAGACCAUGAAUAUGAUAUUAAAAGCAAAACUUGGAAUGCCUCAAUUUCUUAGUGCUGAAGCGCAAAGUCUUCUAAGGAUGUUAUUCAAAAGGAACCCAGCAAAUAGAUUGGGUUCAGAAGGAGUUGAGGAAAUCAAAAGACAUCUCUUUUUUGCAAAUAUUGACUGGAAUAAAUUAUAUAAAAGAGAAGUUCAGCCUCCUUUCAAACCUGCUUCUGGAAAACCAGAUGAUACUUUUUGUUUUGAUCCUGAAUUUACUGCAAAAACACCUAAAGAUUCCCCUGGUUUACCAGCCAGUGCAAACGCUCAUCAACUCUUCAAAGGAUUCAGUUUCGUUGCAACCUCUGUUGCAGAAGAAUAUAAAAUCUCUCCUGUCACAAGUGCAAAUGUAUUACCAAUCAUUCAGAUAAAUGGAAAUGCAGCACAAUUUGGUGAAGUAUAUGAAUUGAAAGAGGAUAUUGGUGUUGGCUCCUAUUCGGUUUGUAAGCGAUGCAUACAUACAACUACCAACAUGGAAUUUGCAGUGAAGAUCAUCGACAAAAAUAAGCGAGACCCCUCAGAAGAAAUUGAAAUUUUGAUGCGCUAUGGACAACAUCCCAACAUUAUCACUUUAAAGGAUGUCUUCGAUGAUGGUAGAUAUGUUUACCUUGUCACAGAUUUGAUGAAAGGAGGAGAACUACUUGACCGGAUUCUCAAACAAAAAUGUUUCUCAGAACAGGAGGCUAGUGAUGUACUAUAUGUAAUAACUAAAACAGUCGACUAUCUUCAUUGUCAAGGAGUUGUUCAUCGUGAUCUUAAGCCUAGUAAUAUUUUAUACAUGGAUGAAUCAGCUAAUGCAGAUUCAAUUAGGAUCUGUGAUUUUGGGUUUGCCAAACAACUUCGAGGAGAAAAUGGACUUCUAUUGACUCCAUGCUACACAGCAAACUUUGUAGCACCUGAGACUUCCAGUGUAGUAAGACACUUCUACCAUUGUAAUAGCGAAAGUUUUCAGGUUCUUAUGCAACAGGGAUAUGAUGCUGCUUGUGAUAUUUGGAGUUUAGGAGUCCUGUUUUAUACCAUGUUGGCUGGCUACACUCCAUUUGCUAAUGGCCCCAGUGAUACUCCUGAAGAGAUCCUGCUACGAAUAGGCAAUGGAAAGUUCUCUUUGAGUGGUGGAAACUGGGACAAUAUUUCAGAUGGAGCAAAGGAUUUGCUUUCCCAUAUGCUUCAUAUGGACCCACAUCAGCGGUAUACUACUGAACAAAUAUUAAAGCACUCAUGGAUAUCCCACAGAGACCAGUUGCUGAAUGACCAGCCAAAGAGAAAUGAUACAUCACAUGUCAUUAAGGGAGCAGUGGUUGCCACAUAUUCUGCCCUAGCUCACAAGACCUUUCAACCAGUCUUAGAGCCUGUUGCUGCUUCAAGCUUAGCUCAGCGACGGAGCAUGAAAAAGCGAACAUCAACUGGCCUGUAAGAUUUGUGGUGUUCCUCUGCCAAACUGGAUGAAGAAGAAAAUAAAUGUAUGACUUUUUGCCUAAUCUUAUAUCAAAGGCAUUGUUUUCUGCUAUAUUACUUGAAUAUCCUAAGUUCCUCUGUUAGGGGGAGUGAGAUUUAAAAGAAAAAAAUACCCAGGUCCACAAUAUUCAUACUAUGUUGUUUUGCAGUAAUUUCCAAGUGUUUAUUUAAGCAUAUAAUUGGUGUCCACAAAGUCCUAAUAACUUCUCUGCACACUAAUUUCUAAAAAUCCUUUCAAAUAAAAUUACUUUUAUAUUUUU